Messenger RNA from Salvia miltiorrhiza (redroot sage), 2949 nucleotides. RefSeq names its product calcium-transporting ATPase 12, plasma membrane-type-like. Gene Ontology annotation, molecular function: P-type calcium transporter activity; nucleotide binding. The transcript has 2 exons. The record is from RefSeq and is a predicted model, not a curated record. The coding region runs from base 1 to 2949 and encodes 982 amino acids. Lineage: Eukaryota; Viridiplantae; Streptophyta; Magnoliopsida; Lamiales; Lamiaceae. Gene Ontology annotation, cellular component: intracellular membrane-bounded organelle.
AUGCAGUCGAACAGCGUCGUGAAUUUGCAAGAUGAUCAAUAUUUAAUUACUCCAGAAAUGCUGGCACAAAGUAACUGCCUUGGACACUACGGCGGCAUCGAAAAUAUUGCUUGUGCAUUGAGAACAAAUCUCAACGCAGGAAUAAUAGGAAAUCCAAGAGAUGUAAAAUCCCGGCGUGAAGUCUUUGGUUCAAACAUGAGUUCAACACAGCCGCCGCCUCAUACAAUUAAACGUAUCAAGCAUCUCAUGGCGGAGGCUUUGCGGGACACCACGAUCCUCCUUCUUCUGUGCUGCGCAGUGCUUUCCCUGGCGAUCGGCAUCAAGACCGAUGGAGGAGCAGAGGCCGUCAUCGAUGCGGUGCUGUUUCUGCUCGCCAUGUCUUUCGUCGUCUGCUUCGGAGCCGCCGCUCGCUUUCUCAGGGAAAGAUGGAUGCUCAGGAAAUCUUUGAAGCGCAACGACCACGUUCGGGUUGUGAGGAAUGGCGUGGUUGUUGUGAUUCUCGAAUCCCAUCUCGUUGUUGGUGACAUUGUCUGCUUAAAUACUGGUGAUCGGGUCCCUGCCGACGGGAUUUUCGUAAAUGGCGAUGAUUCUUUUCAGCUUGAGAAAGAGUAUUCGCAGCAUCCUUGUCUUUUUAGUGGCGGCCAAGUGGUUCGAGGCUGCUGCCGUAUGCUCGUGACGGCGGUAGGCGACAACACUGAAAGAAGCAGGCUCAUCAGAUCGAUCCAAAACGAUCGUCUACAACUGCUCGAUGCCAUUGAGAAGGCCAGCUCUAAAUUCGACAAAAUCUGGCUGAGCCUUUCGUUGAUCCUUCUAGUAGUGCAGUUCGUCCGUUGUUUCGUGGCGAAAAAGGUUCGAGAUCGGAACUUGGAUCCCAAGGGAGUGAAGGACAGAAUGGAGGAUCUAAUGAAGGAAGUGGUGAAGAAGAAUAGAUUGAAGGCCAAGGGGUUGGUGACCAUGCUGUGCGUGCUGCUCUUCGCCAGCAGAGAGGGCUUACCUUUAGCCCUCUUUGUCUCGUUGUUGUAUGCAUCCAACAGAAUCAAGUUCUGUAAGGCCAUUGUAGGGCAGCUUCAAGCUAGCGCCACAGUCGGCUUGAUCACCACCAUCUGCACUUGCAAAACAGCGGAUUUAGCUCUGCAGCAUUCAAAAAUGGCCGAAUUAUGGAUUGGUUUUGACCUUGUUCAUCACCAUUUGCAGGGACGAACGGACGCACAACUUCUUGACGCCUUGCGCCGAGGAAUUUCACUCCACGCUCAGCCACAUGGCGGCGUGGAGGAAAUCUCUCUUCUCAGCUGGGCCAGGGCUGUGCUAGGCCUUAACAUGGACUGCUUUCCUCAAGAUUCAUCAAUGCUUCGAUAUGAAAUAGAUUCGAAUUUAUGCUGUUGUUCGAUUGUGAAAAGGGAAGGCGAAGAAGCAGUGGUGCAUGUUCACUGGAGAGGAUCGCCCCACUCGAUCUUGUCUAUGUGCUCGCAUUACUACACCGCAGAUGGAAAAAUCGAAACCCUAGACGCCGUCAAGGCGACAGCGUUUAAUCAACUAAUCGUUGGGUGUGAUCAACGCUGCUUCGCUUUCGCUUACAAACGGGCCAUUUGUGAGGAAGAAGACGACAUCAAAACCUUGCAAUCUGACCUAACUUUGUUAGGAAUGGUGUGCUUGAAGAAUCCCUAUUCAGCUGAGGUGAUACAAGCGAUUGAAGAUUGCCGGAAAUCCGGAGUUGAGGUCAAGUUAGUGGUCGACGAUGACAUAGACACGGCGAAGAUCAUCGCCGUCUAUUCCGGACUGGUGAGGCGCGGAGACGACGAUAACAGCGGCGGAGCAAUAGUCGACGCCGGCCAUUUCCGGAGCAGCUCCGAAGCCGAGCGCUUGAACAUGGUGGACAACAUUAUUGUAAUGGCCAACGCCUCUCCUGCAGACAAGAUGUUGAUGGUGCGGUGCCUCAGACAGAAACGCCACGUGGUUGCGGCCGCGGCCGCCGCCAUUAGAGACUCUCCGCUGCUCAAACAAGCCGACGUCGGCAUCUUCAUGGGGGCGCGAAAUGAAGACGCCGACAUCGUCGUCCCCGACAGCAACUUGUCCCAAAUCCCUGCGAUCGUGAAUUUUGGGAGGCGAGUUUGCACAAGCCUCGAAAAUAUCGUGCAGCGGCAGCUCACCAUGGAGAUCUCCGCUUUCACCAUUAACAUCGUUUCUGUAGCUGUGACUAGUAACGAGGCGCUGAGUUCGUGUCAGGUGCUGUGGAUCAGUCUGAUCAUGGAAAUUCUGGGAGCGGCGGCCGUCGCCAUAACUACUGUGGACACGAGCUCGACUCGAGCAGACGCGAGGCCGGUUUACGGUUCGGGUCGGAUCAUAACCGGGGCCAUGUGCACGAGCAUAGCCGUUCAGUAUUUCUUUCAGGUGGCCGUUAUUCUGGUUAUGCUUACCAAGGGAAAGACCGUUUUUCAGGUGAAGGAAUCGGCGGUGGAGACCAUGAUUUUUAACUGCUAUGCUUUCUGUCAGGUUUUCCUGCUGAUUCCGGCCAUUGAUAUGAACGUCACGCCGGGCCGGAGUUCCUUGUUACUUGGAAUUGUAGCAAUCAUCGGAAUUCUUCAGGUGGCGGUGGUCGAGAUCGCCGGAGUGAGAGAUCCACUCAGCAGACAAAGCUCAGAGCAAAUUAAUGUUGAAGUCCAAGCAUUGGCAGCUUUAGUGACGACAACUGGAAUCAGCAUCCAUCAGUCUCAAGCCUCCACCUCAGCUCAUCUUCAACGUUACCUCUUAAUUCCUCAGUCUCAAUCCCUCACAAUUCUUCUUUACGGCCAUUUUGAUGCUGCUAAAAAGGAGGGUGAUAAAGAAAAUAUGGAAGUUAAUGAAUAUAAGAAAGAUGAUAUCAGGAAAAGCACACCUAAUACAUCCUACAUAGGGGGAGAUAAAGAAGAUCAUGAAUCUCCUAAUCGGGAAGAGCAGAAGAUAGAAUUAUGA